AUGCCCCUUCACUGGCCUCAAAACAAGACGAAGCGCGGCAACAGCCUCAACAGCCUCCACACCCUCCCCUCCUACUCGUCCACAGCGUCCACAAACGCUAUCAUCGAGCCGCGCGCACACCCCGUGCGCGAACAACACGGUUGGCUCACGAACGGGUGCAUCCGCACCACGAUCACCGUCGCCGCCUUCGGGCUCUACGCGAUCUGGUGGUGCUACUACGGCGCGGCGCCGUCUGCCCCCGAGGCCGGCCACGAUGACGCCAAUGCGUCUGUAACGACGGGAGAGGGGGCGAGGACGUGGUGGGGCACGCCGGCGGGCGUGAUCAAGGCGCCGCCGCUCGGGGUGCCGAAGGCGAUCCAAACCAAGUGGGCGAUGUACUCCCCAUGGCACGCGCUGCAGACGUACGAGCCUCCCCCGGCGGGGUGCAAUAUUACACAGGUGGGUCUAUCUCUUGGCUGUGAACUCCAGCGUCAUGGGGCACGCUUCCCGAACGAGGAAGACGGCGAACUCUACGCCCUUGGCGUUCGUCAACUUGCGACCGCGGAGAAGUUCACCGACAAGCGACUCAGGUUCAUGAAGGGCUACGAAUACACGCUGGGCGCGGACGACCUCGUGCCGUUUGGCGCUGCACAAACGUUCGAGUCGGGGCAGAUCGCGUACAAGCGGUACAAGCACCUCGUCGAUCCUCACAAUGUCCCUUUCGUACGCGCUGCGGAUGCACCGCGCGUGAUGUCGACGGCGACGAACUGGACUGUCGGCUUCGCGGUUGGCAGCCAUCAGCGAGUACAGCCAUACCUCAAUGUCGCCCUAUCCGAAGAUGUCAACAACACGCUCAACCAAGAUUGCCCUUCCGCACCCGACGGCUCAUUCGAAACCUCCAUCUGGCUGUCGAUCUUCGGUGCCGCGCUGGCCGCGCGCCUGAACGCCCUUGCCCCGGGUGCGAACCUGAACGCGACGCACGUCUUUGGGCUGCUCGCGAUGUGCCCCUUCGAGUCCGUCGCACUCGAAGAGGAGUCGGCGUUCUGCCGGCUGUUCACCGAAGAAGACUUCCGGAACUUCGAGUACUUCGGCGACCUCGAGAAGUACUACCGGACCGGGUACGGCGCGCAGCUGGGCCGCGUCCGCGGUGUGGGCUACGUGAACGAGCUCCUCGCGCGCCUGACGGACAGCCCGGUGGAGGACCACACGACGCACAACGCCUCGCUCGAGUUCCCGCUCGGGCGCGCGAUCUACGCCGACUUCACGCACGAGAACCUCAUGGUCGCCGUGUACUCCGCGCUCGGGCUCUUCAACAUCUCUGCGACCCCGCUGGACCCCCGUGCCCGCCCCGUGCCCACCGCAAGCGGCGACGCAAGCACGUGGGUCGCUUCGCGCAUGGUGCCCUUCUCGUCGCGCAUGGUCACGGAGCGCCUGCAGUGCACGGCGGGUGGCCCGCGCGGGGCGGGCACGUUUGUGCGCGUGCUCGUGAACGACGAGCCGCAGCCGCUCGAGUUCUGCGGGGGUGGGCUGAAGCGUGGGGAGCGUAUGUGUGCGCUGGGCGCGUUCGUCGAGAGCCAGGGGUACGCGCGGCGUAGUGGGGACGGGGACUUCUUGAAGUGCUACAAUUAG
Messenger RNA from Epithele typhae, 1608 nucleotides. RefSeq names its product acid phosphatase. The transcript is spliced from 5 exons. The coding region runs from base 1 to 1608 and encodes 535 amino acids. Lineage: Eukaryota; Fungi; Basidiomycota; Agaricomycetes; Polyporales; Epitheliaceae. Gene Ontology annotation, molecular function: acid phosphatase activity. The record is from RefSeq and is a predicted model, not a curated record.